ACCGUCAGAAGCACCACCAGAACAGCUCCACCCCACACACACAUCUAGAACAAUGGUUAACGUUGCCGGCGGAAAGGGAGACGCUGCUAAGGGCGCCAAGAUCUUCAAGACCAAGUGCGCUCAGUGCCACACCACUAACGCUGGUGGCGCUCACAAGCAGGGCCCCAACCUUGCUGGUAUGAUCAACCGCCAGUCCGGCCAGGCUGAGAACUACUCGUACUCGGCUGCCAACAAGAACUCGGGUGUCGUUUGGACUGACGAGACCCUGUUCGAGUACCUCCUUGCUCCCAAGAAGUACAUCAAGGGUACCAAGAUGGUGUUCGCCGGCCUGAAGAAGCCGCAGGAGCGUCGCGACCUGAUCGCUUACCUGAUGGAGGCUACCAACGAGUAAGCUUACAAAUGGGAAGACAAGAGGUGCGCUUCGUCGGUUGCAGAGUCCUCGCAGAUGCCAGGAUGAUUAUGUUCGCUGAGCCACGCAGUGGCUAGUUGAAAAAUGCUGAAGGGAAGCUGAAACCUAUAGCAUUGUGCGGCUGCGACCUGCUUGCGACUCUUGUGUCACUCUAGAUUAUAUUUUAAACAUUGAAAAGAGAUCUUCUUCGCAAUUUA
Phytophthora infestans T30-4 is the source of this 606-nucleotide messenger RNA. Its product is annotated as cytochrome c. Bases 53 to 391 code for a protein of 112 amino acids. Gene Ontology annotation, biological process: mitochondrial electron transport, cytochrome c to oxygen; mitochondrial electron transport, ubiquinol to cytochrome c. Gene Ontology annotation, cellular component: mitochondrial intermembrane space. Gene Ontology annotation, molecular function: heme binding; electron transfer activity. The transcript has a single exon. NCBI's taxonomy places the organism in Eukaryota, Oomycota, Peronosporomycetes, Peronosporales, Peronosporaceae. The record is from RefSeq and is a predicted model, not a curated record.